Motacilla alba alba is the source of this 6286-nucleotide messenger RNA. It is a transcript of the gene LRRIQ1, whose product is annotated as leucine rich repeats and IQ motif containing 1. The coding region runs from base 397 to 4545 and encodes 1382 amino acids. Gene Ontology annotation, molecular function: protein binding. Lineage: Eukaryota; Metazoa; Chordata; Aves; Passeriformes; Motacillidae. The transcript is spliced from 24 exons. The record is from RefSeq and is a predicted model, not a curated record.
CAAAAGCACAAAACACAAAACAAACCCUAAUAUUAAAGAAAAAACCCCAAACAAACGAAACCACGAUCAAAGGCGCUGCGAGGGGCUCCGUCUCACGCUGGGAGGCGCUGCCGAACGCCCCGGGAACGCGAAACGGCAGCUCCUGGCGAAGUCUGGCUCCUCUCGCUGCCCGUCCGAGCCGCUGUUUCCCGUUGCCGUGGUGACGCCCCCGCGGUAGCAGCGCCGUGCGGGGCUCUCGUCCUCCCCCUGGAGCUCCCACCGUCCGCUGUGGGCGGAUGCGGAAUUUCAGGGCGGAGGAGCGGCCGGUCUCCAGAGGCGGCCAGAAAGGCGGAGGCUCCCUGAGGAGCUUGACUGAAGGGCAGUUUUUAAAACAGAUAAGACGCUGUGGGUAGCAGAAUGUCGGAAGAUAUUGAAGGAAUUGAAAAAGAAGUAGAAAUUGAAUUAGGCAGAAUUAGUGUUUCUUCGUUUGGAACUGAUGAGACUGAGCCUGACACAGAGGUAUCAGAGGAGCCCUUGAGUGACGGUGAGACAAUUUCAGAUGACUUACCAGAAUCAGUUCUCGCCUAUUUAAACUUUAUCAAGAGCAGCAAUCAAGAUGCUGAAAAGCUUAUACUGCAGGACUUAGAAGAUGAGCAAAGUAGAAAUGACAUUUAUGAAGUAGUUUCUUGCCAUCCUUCUGAAUCAAAUGAAAAUUCCAAACAAUUUAAUGAAAAGAUACUGCUUGAAGAUGAAAAUGAAGACUUGCAGCUUGCUACAACACCUGAUUAUAGUCAGUCCAUCAUUGAUGAAGCAGUCACUGAUGACCACUUCCUUACAGCUGAUCUUGAAAUGAGCAUAAGUCUUGCCCAUCGUGAAGUAGGAGAACAGUGUAGACGAGCACUUGAGCUUGAAGAUGAGAAAAUGAAAAAGUGGAAAGCUGAGAGAGAAUCACGGGAAAAACAGAAUGAAGAGGAACAUGCAAGAAGGAUGCAGCAUCUGGAGCAAUUUGAGGCUGAAAGAAUAACUUUAGAUCUUCUUCAUAAGAAACGUCAGGCUGCAAUAGAAGAUGAGUUGCAGAAAGAGGAGGAAGCUUGGAGAGACAAAAUGAGGCAACAUGCGGAAUUGAUCAUGAAGCUACAGUUGCAAAUGGAGGAGGAGAAAAAGGCCUUGGAAGAACAGAAAACAAAAGAAAGACACCUGGCUGAACAACAGAAUAUAGCAGCUGUGAAAAUCCAAGCUAGAUUUAGAGCAUUUUUAGUCCGUAAAAAAUAUGCUCCCAUUUUAAAACAAUGGAAAUAUGAAAUGAGAAAGAAGCAGAAAAUACUAGAGGAAAUAGAACAAGAAAUGAAAGAAAGAGAGGAAAAACUGAACAGGAGAAUGGAAGAAAACAGGUUAAAGAGAGAAGAGGAAAGAAAGAGGCAAGAAGAACUUGAAAGAAAACAAUAUUUGAAGGAGGAGGAGGAGAAGGUGAGGAGCCGUGAGGAAUAUGAGAAAAAGAAAGAAAGCCUGAGAUUGGAAAGAGAAAAACAAGUGCAAAUAAGAAGAGAAGAACAAAGAAAAGUAGGACAAAAAAGAGCAGAAGCUGUGAUGAGUGAAAAUGUAGAAAAUAACAUAGAAAACAUAAAAAAGAAUAAUAAGACAGAAAGUAUGAAAGUAAUUAGAGAAGAGAAGGAGGAACUAAAUAAACAAGUAGAGAAACCAAAAGAAAAGCAUGCUGAAAUGAUGGAUGAAACAAAUAAUUGGAUGAUUCCAGCAGAAAGAAAUUUGACACCAAGCGUGCUAGGCUCUGAGAAGGAACACCCUUCUCAAGUGAAUAAUGAGAACCUAUACAUUAAUUCAGUAACACAAGUAGAAGAAAAUAACUCGCAAACAAGUUAUCUUAAUAAAGUUUCAAAUGGUCAUAUUUCAAAGGAUGAAUCUCUUUACUUCAGUGCUAAUGACAUGGCAGAAAAUAAGGCAAACUGCAUAUGCAGCAGCCCUCCAAAUGUCCAGUCAAAUGCUAAUAACAGAGAAAUUACAGAUCGAUUUUCUCAUGAAACUAUGAAGAAAACUUUAUUUCUGGUGGAAAAGGCUACUGAAGAAGUCAGAGACACCUGGGACAGUAGUCAAGAUGUAGCAGAUUCUUCUAAUAAAGUGAUUUUUCCUGAUGGUAUUGAAAAGAAGAGAAUAAAGUGGAUGAGCACAUGCAAAUCUUGGUCUAAAAUAUAUGAAGAAAACCAAAGAAAGCAAGCAACUAUAAGAAAAAUACUUAGGAAAAGUUCAGUUAGCAAGAUGCCUCCUCUAAGUAGAGAAAAGAUAAUUCAUAGUGGCCCUUGGAGUACCUUGCAACAGAUCACAACACUUACGCUCGAAGAUUUGCCAGCUUGUAGCCUCUCAACCUUAUCUGAGUGUUCAAACCUUCAAGUUUUGACUCUGAGGCGCUGUGGACUGGUUGCACUGGAAGGACUAAGUAGCUGCAAAGACCUGAAGUAUAUCAAUGUGGAGGAGAACAACAUUCAGGUAAUUGACUGUGCCAACCUGGAAAAUCUCUGUAUUCUCAUUCUGAAUAAGAACCAUCUUUCAUCAGUUUGUGGAUUAGAUGGAUGCAAAAAUCUCCAAAAUCUUGAACUUUCCUACAAUAGAAUCACUCGAAUUGGUGGUCUGGGGUCACUAAAAAAUCUUCAACAAUUAAUUGUGGACCAUAAUCAGUUAAUCAGCACAAAAGGUCUUUGUGAGGUACCUACUAUCAUUCACCUAGACUGCUCUUUCAAUUAUCUUGCACAAGUUGAAGGCAUUGAGAAUUGUGGCCUACUUCAAGUUCUGAAGUUGCAAGGCAAUAAUCUCCAGGAGCUUCCAAGACUGGAAAAUCAUGUUCUCUUAAGAGAACUAUAUUUGGAUGACAAUAGCAUUUCUUCUAUGAGAAUGCUUUCUUUGUAUUGGUUGCCUCUGUUGCAGAUUCUUUUGCUGUCUCAAAAUAGAUUAACUGACCUCGUGCCUUUAAAUUCAUUUGUAUUUUUGGAAAAGCUAGAUAUCAAAAAUAACUGCUUAUCAGAUCUCAAAGAUGUCCCUACAUGGUUUAGUGGCUGCCAUAAACUAAAGGAGUUGUCAUUGAGUGGGAAUCCUUUUCUCCAAGAAAAGAACUGGAGGUCUUCCAUAUUGGAGGUCCUUCCUAGUUUACAGUUGCUUGAUGGUGAAAUCUUAACCCAUCAUGCUUUACCCACAACUGAAAAAGUCAAAGCAUCAGAAUUGGGAAGUUUUCUGGAACUUUGUCAAGUUCAAAUUGAAGAAAAUAUUCAACUGAAAAAAAAGGCUGCUGAAUUGGAAGUUACUUCUUCUGUUGAUUCUGUACUGGGACAAUGCUGGUAUUUUAAUCAGUUGAUGAAACUUAGUAUUAAGCAUCGAUAUGUACAUGAGUAUGGUGAACUAAACAUUACUGACAGAGAUGGACCAGAAGCACUUCAAAAUCAUUUAAAGCAAACAUCCACUGGCUGCCUACAGGAAAAUAACCUCUUUAUCAUGGGUGUGACGGAAAAUAAACAGGUCUUGUUGGAUCCUUCCAAAAGAUGGAUUACUACUGGUGAUAGUCAGGCCACAUUCAUUAAGUCCUCCAUACCUGUGUAUCAGAAGAAAAAUAGAAGAGAUCAGAGAGUGAAGCAGAAGAGCACUGAAUCUUGUAUUAAUUACAGUGGGGAGAGCAAAGGCAACAAUAACAUGUCAGGCCAAUUCACAUUGCAACAGUCAGUGAUAGGAGCAAGUGAUAUGGGAAGAAAUCUCCAGCACUUUGGGAAUGAUACAGAGAGACUGCAUAUGGAAGCAUCCUCGAUCCAGUCCUUUUGGCAGCAGUACCAAGCUCAGAGGAAAAAUGACUGCAAUAAAACAGAGAGUCAUCAGUUUAUAGAAGCUUUGAGACAGAAACAUGAAGCUGCCACAGUAAUCCAGGCAUUUUGGAAGGGUUUUCUUUUGCGAAAGAAACUGGCCAGUGCUCUUGCAGAUGUUAAAAGUGAUGAAUUGGAAGAUGAAUAUGAAGAAAUUAAUGUGGAUGCUUUCACAUUUUCUGAAGCUGCAUUAGAGAAGGAAUGGCUAACUCUAGAUUCCACCCGUUUCCCUUCAAAAACACUCCUGCUCUCAAACCAGCUGCACUGGCCAAAGAAGUUUUCUAGGCCUUCAGAUUCCAGUGAACAUUCAAAUAGUUUGCCAUUAGCACCACAAGAAGUUUGGCAGUGUGCUAACAGACCACAUUCAUACUCAGCAGAAAAAACCCAUUUUUAUAGUAGGUCAGGGAAGGAAACAAUGUCGCAGCUUUCUAACUGGAAAGAAAAAAAGGAGUUUUUAUUUAUGUCUGAAAAAGAAGAGAAGAUAUCAGAAGAAUGGGGUUUUAAGGAUAUUUCUACUGCACAUCUAAUGCUGAAGAGGGCCCAUAAAUUGAAACCUAACAAAUACAGUAAUAAAUAUUUAGAACCAGCUGUGCGCCUGGCGUUGUUCAAAAACAAUGAAAAUAAACAUCUCUCUGUGAAACCACCAGGGAAGACACAGCCUAUAAAUGCUGGAUACUUUGAAGCCAGAAUGCAGAAGAAGAGUCUGUUCUGAGACCUGGAUGCCUUGAGGGUGAUGAUGCUAUUCAGAUAUUUCUCCAGUUUUAGUGCCCCUUGAUGCAUUCACUGAACCAGUAUAUGGAGAAGUUUACAGAUUGAAAUAAAGUUUCAAGAACUGUGGUACAAGUUUCUGUAUUUACUUACAUGCAUUUUCUGUAUUCUCAUUGCAGAUAUGUACCCAUUUUUAUAGCCUCUGUAUCAGUACCCAUAACUUUGUGCUUCUAAAAAAAUUAUCAUUUCAGAAAUGCAGAAAAAUCUUGCUGAACAAAAUAAUGCUUUGGGCUUACUUUUGUAGCUACAUUAAAUUUUUUCUGUAAAUAUUACCGUUUAAUACUUCCUUAUUUCUUUAAGUGCUUUGAAGAAUUCUGUUAACCUUUUCAAUCAGAUUAAUUUUUAUUACAGUUGUUUAUUUUGUAUAAAAACUAUAUUAGGAUCUUUCUUAUAAAACAAGUUCUAUAUAAGGCAGAGAGUGGGUAUUUUCUUCUUCCACUCAAACUUGAUAAUGAAAUUCUAUUCCUUCUUCUUCGUGACUGUGACUGUUUACACUGAAGUAAAAUCUCAGUUUGGCAGGUUGGGGUUUUUUGGGUUUUUUUGUUUUGGUUUUUUAUUGGUACACAAAUUCUCAUGUAAGAUAAUGUAAUUUUACAACUCAGUUUAGUCUCUAAGGUUUUAAAAGUCACACUAUAAUCAUCUGUUUCCUUCUUCUGGAGUAAAUAGUGUAAGAUUAACUACUGAAUUUCCUUAAUCAAGUGAGAGUUUGCCUACCUAAUUGAAAUUUAUGGGAUUUCACUCCUCUCUGGAUCAGACCUUAAUGCUCUGUAAAUUCCUGUGCUAUUGGCAAGAGAUUAGAUCAUCAGCUGCAAAGAAGCAAAGUUACAAGUGAACAACUGUUUUAACCUGUUGGUAGACAACUGGUAAAACAAAUUACACUUUUAAAUUAAUUAGUUAUGGCUGUCUUAAAAGCUAUUGCAAAUAUAAACAGAAUGCAUAUGAGUCAACUUCACCUAUUUGGAAUCAUCAUGAUAUUUAGGUUGUUCCCUCCUUUUCAAAUACAUUUUAUAUACAUGUAUAUAGAAAUACAUAUGUAAAGACAGUGAGUAGGAGAGUUUGGUAGCAAGUUUAGAUGAAGCUUUUCAUAAAAACAAACUAAUUUAAACACACCUACAAUAAGCACAAGCUGUUUAAAAUCAAGAUUAGGGACAGUUAAAUUAUGUUCACAAAUAGAACUGGGGGGUUUGCGUUCAUCUCACUAAAAAAGAAUUUGAAUAAAGUUCUAAACAAAAUUCUGUAAAAGAACAGGAGGAGUCAGAUCUAAUUUAUUCAUUUUUCAAAUGGUUUAUUCAGUAGGUAAAUCAUUCAAACCUUCUCUGCAUGGAUAGAGAAAACCUGUGCCAUUGUAACUAUAACUGAUCCAAAAUCAAUAUAAGUCAGUUCCAUACCUGGGGAUGUGUGUUGAUUUCUCUAUAAUUAUAUACAGUGUUUUGAUUCCUGUUUGUUUUCAUGUGUUUACCAGCUGAAAAUUGCAGUUUUGUAAUGAGGAAAUCUAUACAAAUACUAAGCUCUUUGAGACAUAUGUAUUGAGAAUUAACCUGGGGCAACUUAUAGGCAAAUUGUGGUUUUCUUUUGCUUUUUUUGCCUGACCUUCUUUAUAAAUGGAAGGAUUGGGGGUUUUUUCAUAGAUCUACAAGACACUGAAAUUUCAUAUUGUUUAUUGUCUUCCAUGAUGUAUCAACCAA